Molecule: messenger RNA, 2510 nt
Organism: Oryza sativa Japonica Group (Japanese rice)
Lineage: Eukaryota; Viridiplantae; Streptophyta; Magnoliopsida; Poales; Poaceae
Product: glutamate receptor 2.8
Cellular component (GO): plasma membrane
Molecular function (GO): signaling receptor activity; ligand-gated monoatomic ion channel activity
Source: RefSeq, a predicted model, not a curated record
ACUAAUUUAUCACUCGAUCAAAGGUGUGCGAGAAUUAAUCUGCCGUCGCAUUGCAUGGGGAUCAGGCAGCGUCGCCGUCUGCUCGCUGUUGCUGCUGCUUUCCUCUCGCUGCUCGCUCUCCGGAAUGCGGCGGCGGCGGCGUCGCCGGCGCCGGUGAGGGUGGGCGUCGUGGUGGACAUGACGAGCGGCGAGGGGAGGAGGAGCCUCGCCGGCAUUUCCAUGGCGGUGGAGGACUUCCACCGGCGGCGACAUCGUCCGGGCUCCGCCGCGGUGGUGGAGCUGCGGGUGAGGGACUCGCGUGGAGACGAUGGUGCUGCAGCUGCACGCGCCGCCGAAGACCUUAUCAAGAACGCACAGGUGCAGGCCAUCAUCGUCACCACGGAGGCGGAUACGGCCGUGGUUGCCCGCCUUCGCCGCCACCACCGCGUCCCCAUCCUCACCUUCCCCAUCUCCGGCGGUGCUCCUCCGCCGUCAUCACAUCAUCCACCCCACCAUGCAACGGCGACGGCGCCGCCGUUCGGCGCCGAUCACACUUCAGCCAGGGCGGCGCUCACCGGCAUCCUCACCGCCAUAUUCUCAUCAGCACGGCGCGCCGCCGGCUCGCCGCCCCAUGGCCGCCGCUACAACGCCGGCGCUCCGACUGGUCGUCGUCUCGACCGCCGGCGAUUGGCGGGGAGAAGGUCAUCAUCAGGCGAGGUGCUGCGGAUCGCCGUGCCGCGGAAGACCGGGUUCCAGGCUUUCGUCGACGUGAGAAUCGACCCGGACACCAAGAGGCAGAACAUCACCGGAUACUGCAUCGACGUCUUCAACGCCGCCAUGGCUAGAGUGCGGCCUCGCCGGAAGUACGAGUUCCACGUCUUUGACGGAUCGUAUGAUGAUCUUGUACGCAAUGUAUCUUCAGGGAAGUUCAGCGCAGCAGUGGGCGACGUGACCAUCACAGCCGACCGAGAAAACCUCGUGGAAUUCACGAUGCCAUACACGUCGUCCGGUGUGUCGCUGCUGGUGCCGGAGGAGAACGACUCCAAGCCAAUCCAAUGGAUUUUCGUGAAGCCACUGACCAGGGAUCUCUGGCUUGCCACCAUCGGCUUCUUCUUCUACACCGGCUUCGUCGUGUGGAUGAUUGAGCAGCCAAGAAACCCGGAGUACCAAGGAUCAAGUGUGAGGCAGCUCAGCACUGCUUCCUACUUUGCUUUCUCCACCCUGACGUUUUCUCAUGGUCAAAUUAUCAAGAGCCCUUUGUCAAAAAUUGUUGUGGUGAUAUGGUGCUUUGUAGUGCUGAUCCUAGUGCAGAGCUACACGGCAAGCUUGUCAUCCAUGCUAACUGCAAAGAGGCUCCGACCAUCGGUGAAAAGCUUGGAUCAGCUCCUCCUUACCGGUGACUAUGUUGGAUAUCAAAAUGGAUCAUUUGUUGGCUCACUCCUGAAAAAACGAGGGUUCAUGCCAUCCAGGUUAAGGUCUUAUGGAACACAAAAGGAGUAUGCUGAAGCUCUGAGAAAGGGGUCCAUGAAUGGAGGAGUGUCGGCGAUCGUCGACGAGAUCCCUUAUUUAACUUCUUUUUUAUCCAACCCCCAAUAUCAGAAAGAAUUUCAGAUGGUUAAUCGAUUCUACAAGACCCCCGGAUUUGGUUUUGUAUUUCCUCUAGGUUCUCCACUGGUGCAUGAUCUCUCUACAGCUAUCUUGAACCUUACAGGAGAGACUGAAGGUUCAAAAAUUGAAGAGAAGUGGUUUGGCUCAUCUGAACAGUCCACAGGAGGUGAUGCAAACCCUAGCAGCAGCAGCAGCAGUGACUCAAACCCUCUCACACUCCAAAGUUUCUCUGGCCUCUUCAUCAUCAGUGGCUGCAUCUCUGCUCUGAUGCUCCUGAUAAGCGUUGCGAAUAGGGUAAUUUGCGCCAAAUGCGCAAAGGAAGCUCGUGUUCAUGAUGUGGAGCAUGGAGGCAGUACUAGUAGCAGUGCCACUGAACAAUCAAGACCACUUCAGAUUGUUAUUGACAGCAACCCUGAACCUGAUCAAGCUGUCCAAGAAGAUGGAAAUGAUGGGUUUCAGGGUGCCCAACCGAUGCAGGGUAGUGUUGGCGAUGAAAGGCCUAACCCAGUGCAGAAUUGCAGACACAAUGGCACUGUGCCUGAACAUGAUGCUCAGAUGGAGAUGAACACUGGAUGAUAUGUCAGCGUGGUUAUGUACAGUACCCCUAUGAAAUUGCAAAAAAAACAGAUGGCAUUUGGGCUUUGUUUUGGACGCGGGAAUUUUUUCCUGAUUUUGCAUGGUCUGAAUAGUUGUAUCUAUCUGAAUGUUUUUGCAAUCCAAAUUAGGGCCUUAAUUUGGUUGGAUAUAGUUAUGUAGGAGUAGAUAUUUUAGUGGGUUUAUUCAUCAUCUAAAGUUGUUCUGUUUUGACGGUUUUAUUGCGUCGAUGUAAAUAUGUAAAAUAUUGUGUAAAUUACCAGUUAGUGAGAUAAAAACAUGAACCGAUGAUGAACUUUGUAACUUGUCAGAUGAGAUUCCCCAAUGCA